Molecule: messenger RNA, 2232 nt
Organism: Plasmodium relictum
Lineage: Eukaryota; Apicomplexa; Aconoidasida; Haemosporida; Plasmodiidae
Product: conserved Plasmodium protein, unknown function
Exons: 1
Coding region: 1-2232 (743 amino acids)
Source: RefSeq, a predicted model, not a curated record
AUGAAAUUUUUGAAAAAUAUAAGGAAUGAAAAAACUGUUUUUACAAAUUUCCUUAUAUCACAUUUUACUAAUAACUUUUUAAAUUGUCUUCAUUCAAAUAAUACAAAUUCGAGGUUUUUUUCCCUAUUGUUAAAAAAGAAUAUAAGGGAACAUUAUGACAAAGAAGGGAUAUGUGUAGAAUCUAAAAAUGAAAUAAAGGAUACUUGUAAGAAUGAAGGAUCAAGCAAAAACAUAAAAAUUAUAAAUAAUAAUAUAAGUGAAGUAAAAGAGAAGUUAUUAAAGGAAAAUUUGAAACAUUACAACUUAUUCAAUGUUUAUCUUGAUAAAAUAAAAAAAAAAGAAAAAAGAAGAAAAAUUAUAAAUAUAAAUAGUGUAAAAUGUUUUGAUGAUUACAUUCAUCUGUUCAAUUUAGAAUCAUUACUAUUGUAUACUUAUAACAAAUUUAAAAUAUAUAAAAAAAAAAAGUAUAUGACAAGCAAUGAUUUUUUUUAUUUUUUUAAAAUUUUCAUUCAAUUUAAUAUUAUUUUAAAUGAUUUUUUUUUAUACAAAAAUGAAAAAAAGUGCAACGACUGUUUUAUAAGCACAUUUCAAUCAUAUCUAAAGAAUAUUGACUUUAUCAAAAAAAUACAACAGAAUUAUAAUGAAAACUUCUACUUAAAAACUUUGCAAAUAAUUAAGAUAUUUAACCAAAUUAAUUUUUUUAAUAUAUUAAAAAAUGCAAAUUUUAACAUUUUACAAAAUCAAUUAAGUAUAUCAGCUAGGAAAGAAUAUUUAUUAAGGAUAAAGAACAAAAAAGAACUUGCUGAAAAGAAAGACGAAAAUCAUUUAUUUUAUGAAUGUAUGAAUUAUGAUGAAAAAGAACAUAAUUAUAAUAUCAAUUUGGAUUUUAUAAAAAAUGUAAAAAUAUUUGAUAAAAUUUGUGAAGUGAAAGAUAUACAAGAUUAUUUUUAUUGCAAAGAUAAAGAAAAUGAAAAAAAUAAAAAAUUUUGUUUAAAUUCAGAUAAAAGUGAUUAUUUAAAUAACGAAAUAGAAAUACCUUAUUAUUCUAAUAAUGAAGAAAAUAUAAAUAACCAGUUAAUUAACAACAAAUUAGAACAUAAAGAAAGAAAUAAUCAUAACUCAAAUUGUUAUUUAAAACUUGUCAAAGGGUUUAGUUAUUUAUUAAAAAAUUUUAUAAAAUAUUUAAAUGAUGACGGCGUGGUAAGGCUAUUUAUGAGUUGCUCUAAAAUGUUUAAUAGAGAAAGUAGUAAAGAAGUAUUAUUAUUCUAUAAAGAAAUGUAUGAAAGAAUUAAAAAAAUGAAAAAUAUCACAAAUAAGAAUCUUGCAUAUAUUUUAAAUGGAUGCAACUAUUAUUUAAAAGAAGAAAACAUUUAUUUAAUAAAACAUUUAAAAAAAGAAAUAUUAAAAAAUUCUUGUAGAAAUGAUAGAAAAAAUGACUUUAACAUAUAUAACAUAGCACCAUCACAUUUAGAAAAUAUAGUAUUUACUUUUGCAAAGAAUAAUUUUAAAGAUAAAGAACUCUUUUUAUUAUUUAGAGAAAUUAUAAAAGAAAAAUAUGAAGGAUUUUCUUGCAUAAUUUCCAUUAAUAUUUUAAUUAGCUUUUCUCUUUUAAAUUAUGAAAUGUUGAUAUUUGAUUUUCUGUAUGAAAAAAUAAAAAAUUUUGAUUUUAUAACUUUUAUGAUAUGUAAAGGAAACAAUAUUAUUAAGUUAAUAAAUACUUUAUUACUUAUUGAAUCCAGAAAUUUCUUAAAAAAACAGAAUUCUAAUAUAAUACUCAGAAAAUGUAAUAUACAUAAUAUAAAAUUGUGUAACAAUAGCACAGAUGAGAAAUGUAUAGAAGAAAAUGCUAUUAAAAAAAACAAACCAACAUUAACAGAUGAAUAUAUUUAUGUAAAUCUUAUUAUUGCCUUAUUAUAUGAACAAAAAACAUUCAAAAGAAGCAAGUUAAAUGAAAAUAUAAUUUUAGAUAUAUAUAAAAGACUUCUUAGGUUACAUAUAAUAAAAAUAAAAAAUAAAAAGGAUUUAUAUAUUUUAAAAAAUAUUUUUAAAAAAAAUUAUGAAAAUUUUCUUGUCAAAGAAUUCCAUAAAUUUUUUGUUUUCUCAUUUAUUAAUUUAAAUUUGGAUAAAAUUAAUUUUCAUAAAUUAAUUUUUACGUUGUUAAAAUACAAUGUCUUCCUAUGUGAAAAAAAGAGUAUCAAUAAUUACACAGAAAAAAAAAAAAAAUUUAUAUAA